Brassicogethes aeneus is the source of this 1799-nucleotide messenger RNA. Lineage: Eukaryota; Metazoa; Arthropoda; Insecta; Coleoptera; Nitidulidae. The record is from the annotation of a GenBank genome assembly.
AUCUUUUUAGCCGCUUCACAGUAAACAUAACCUCAAACGAUUGUUUCCCAAACAAAAUUAAUGACCGCAAAAUAAAGCGAAUAAGCAAAAAUGUCGGAUGCCUGGGAGCAAAUCCAGGAGAUUAAAAGCAAACGCAACAUACUGCGCGAACGGCUGGCAAAACGCAGAAAAGAAAGGCAAGAUAUUUUAGGUUCAGCUUCGAGCGAAGCUCCCAGCUGCAGCGGGGCUGUCAAAGAGGAAUUCAAGGUUAAAACGGAAACAAGUGAAGUCGAGGAUUUGGUUAAGGUUGAUCCGGAGUUGGAAGGGCAACUAUUGAAGGCGCUGAGUGAGGUUACGUUGCAACUACCUGUUACAUGCAAUGAUUUGUUGGGUUCUUUGAAGCUAACGCUGGACAAAGAGGCUUCGCAUCGGCAGGUCUGUAGCUUGUUGCAUAAAUUCGCCACGCAGAAGCUCAUAACGGUCAGAGAAAGCGUUAAAGAUGGUGGGAACGUUGUCGAGGUGACAUCGGUGGAAGUAACCAAAGUUAAUGCAAUGAUUUUGGAGUUUUUUGACGAUAAGAGUGAUAGUAAGGGUGAGUUGAAGAGGAAGAGAGUUGUGUCUCCCGAUAAGGGUGUUGAGGAUGAUGAGAAAAAGAAGAAAGACAAGAAGGAACCCAAAGCAGAUAUCAUGUCAUUAUUGUCGAUGCCCUCGACAAAAGAAAAAGAAAGUAAAAAACUGGGCGAAGAAAUUCUGGACCUGCUGAGCAAACCGACCGCCAAAGAGCGAUCUUUAGCGGAACGGUUCCGCUCCCAGGGCGGAAAGCAGCUGAUGGAGUUCUGCCCGCACGGCACGAAGUCCGACUGCGAGCGCAACGGCGCCGCCAACGGCCAGUGCAAGAAGUUGCACUUCAAGAAGAUCAUCCAGAAGCACACGGACGAGUCCCUGGGCGACUGCUCGUUUUUGAACACGUGCUUUCACAUGGACACCUGCAAGUACGUGCAUUACGAGGUGGACAGGUGCGGGCGGGCGGGCGGCGGUAACGUCAGUUCCGCCCCUUCCAGACCCGUAGCCAGGGUCGAGGAAAGUACGGUCCUGUAUCCCCCGCAGUGGGUGCAGUGCGAUUUGAGGUUCCUGGAUAUGACAGUUUUAGGAAAAUUCGCUGUGAUAAUGGCCGACCCACCGUGGGACAUCCAUAUGGAACUGCCAUAUGGAACCAUGUCUGACGACGAAAUGCGGCAACUAGGCAUUCCGCAAUUACAAGACGAGGGUUUAAUAUUCCUGUGGGUCACUGGUAGAGCCAUGGAGCUAGGAAGAGAAUGUCUAAAAUUAUGGGGUUACGAACGAGUUGACGAAAUUAUAUGGGUAAAAACCAACCAACUGCAGAGGAUCAUAAGAACAGGCCGUACAGGACACUGGUUAAAUCACGGGAAAGAGCACUGUUUGGUGGGUAUGAAAGGUGACCCGCAAAAUUUGAACCGCGGUUUGGACUCUGACGUCAUCGUGGCCGAAGUGAGGGCUACCAGUCACAAGCCGGACGAAAUAUACGGCAUGAUAGAGAGGUUGUCCCCGGGGACGAGGAAAAUCGAACUUUUCGGUAGGCCCCACAACAUCCAACCCAACUGGAUUACUCUUGGGAAUCAGGUCGACGGGAAUAGGCUGGUAGAUCCCGUCUUGAAGGAGAACUUCAAGAAGAGGUACCCCAACGGGAACUACAUGGCGCCACCGCCGGAAAUCGCCCAUUGAUUGUUUUAUUUUGACGUUUUUUUAUUACUUUUUGUUUAGGUUUAAGAAUAAAUGUGACUUUUGAAUCAAUGUUGUUU